This is a messenger RNA of Eruca vesicaria subsp. sativa (arugula), 1827 nucleotides long. The record is from the annotation of a GenBank genome assembly. Lineage: Eukaryota; Viridiplantae; Streptophyta; Magnoliopsida; Brassicales; Brassicaceae.
GGUAGAUGCUGGCAACUUCGGAGUCCGACAGUCAUGGCGACUUUGUCCUUUAUCUCCUUGGCUUCCUUUCACAAUAGGAAUCCAAUGUUCUACCUUCACCAUCAUCAACAGCCGCAACUUCUUUUUGUUCCCCACUUGAAGAAGAAGAAGAAUGCUUUCAUAUGUUUCGCUUGUUCCAUCAAACAAACCAGAGUUCGUAAGAGAGUGAAGAGCAACGAGGAGCUUCGGAGUGAGAUUCUGGAGUUCGUUGCUUUGGCUGGGCUUCCUCCAGGUCACGUCCCCUCCAUGAAGGAACUCACUGCACACGAAAGAGUUGAUCUUGCAAACGUUGUCAGACGAAGAGGAUAUAAGUUCAUCAGGGAGCUUCUUGCUGACUCUGAAGACUGUAAUGAGCUUACAAGUUCAAGUGGCGUCUCUUUGGAAGAUUCUUUGACAGAAGGUCAGGACUACGGAAGCUUGUCUACGGAACCACCUUCAAGCAGUGAGAUAGACUCUACUGCAACAGAUGCUAGUGUCUCUCUUGAUCAGAUAACACGUAACUUUACAGAGGAAGUUGAUGUAGCGAGUUCAAGUCCCGAGUCUGAAGAAUAUGGAAGUGUGAGUCAAGAUGAAUCUUCAUUGGCUGCAUUUUCAGACUUGGGUGACAGUAGUUAUUCAGCAGAAAGUAAUUUAGAGAGUGAGAGCGUGGAGCUCAGUAAUGCAGCUGACACUGAAUCCUCUUCUUCCGAAGCUUCAACAUCCGAAAACCAUUCUCUGGUUUUAGAUGAUACUUCAAGCUGUUCAGAGAGAGAAGCUGACAAUGUUUUGGUGGCAGAGGAGGAUUUGGAGGUCAAUGAUGUGGAUGAGGAAUCCUCUCUUACCUGUGAUCACUACACCAGUCAAGAUUUAAAUCACACCAAACUUGUUGAAAGUGUUGAUACUGAAUCCUUGUCUGGCGAGAACACCAUGGCAAAUGCAGAGAACUUUCAGAAUCAGCAGAUGGCUGAAAAUCAUUCUGACGAUAGUGUAGUUGAGCCUGAUCAUAAUGAUUGGACAUUAGGACUUUCUUCUUCAACUUCAAGCAUAGAAGAAAAAACAACCAGAUUUAUCCAGAACGGGUACUUGGAUACAGUUGAUGAUAAUGUAGAUGACACACCUAAUGAAAGCAGUCCUGAAGAAACAACAAAAGGUGAUGAGUACAGUCAUGUUGGUCAGAGAAGUGUGAGUAUGACGCCAAAUGGAAGUGCCGUAGCAUAUGAGGUAGCAUAUGAGGAGGUUACCUAUGCGACAGAAGCUAAUAACUCUCAAAGGAAUAGUGAUCAGAGACAUGGAAACGCUGAACUGGACAAGGAUUCACAUGAUGAGACAAUGAAACGGGAAAAUCAGGUUGAAAUUACUCGGCUGAGGUUCAUGCUGCGUCAAAAAGAGCUGGAGCUGUCAAGGUUAAAAGAGCAGAUUGAAAAGGAAAAGCUGUCUCUUUCGGUUCUUCAAAGAAAAGCCGAAACAGAGAUACAAAAGGCCCAAAUGCUUGUCUCACAGAAGGAUGUUGAGUUGCAAGAAGCUGAGGAAAGUCUCUCAGGACUGCAAGAGGUUGAGAUUGAAUAUUGUGGAGAUGGUAAUGUUGUGGAGGUGACUGGCAGCUUCAAUGGCUGGGAACACCGAGUGGGACUGGAACUUGAAACGUCCAAGUCAUCCGGGAAAGAGAAAUGCUGGUCAACAUUACUGUGGUUGUAUCCUGGUACUUAUGAGAUUAAGUUCAUCGUGGAUGGUCAAUGGAUAACGGACCCUCAAAGAGAUUCAGUUACAAGAGGACACAUCACAAACAACAUUCUCAAAGUAGACAGAUGA